This is a messenger RNA of Mycena citricolor, 902 nucleotides long. The record is from the annotation of a GenBank genome assembly. Lineage: Eukaryota; Fungi; Basidiomycota; Agaricomycetes; Agaricales; Mycenaceae.
CGGCACCGAAGGUGUGGAGUAUUUACGCUGCUAUGGGCUGUAUGAACUGAUAUUGUUGUGAAAGGGAAGCUUGUCAUGCUGUCGAGACGGAUGGAGACUCGGGAGACAGUGUGAAUUCAAAUUUCGCACCGGGUCUGAUGCCGAUAUGGUGGAGGUAGGACCUUGAAGCAAUCCAACAACCAUGUUACAGCGUGUCGUCCAAAAAGAGGAGCACAAAAUCUUCAACAGUCAACAGUUUCAGACUGAGACCAUCCUGUUUUUGUGAUCAGGAGUCCCCAAACCAGGAGUCCGAGGCUGUGCUGCUGCUGUCCUCGUCGACUGAUUGUGCUCGUCUGUCGCAGAUGACCUGCGUUCCCCCUCGAUUCAUGAUUGCCCAAGUCCCUCAGAUGUCAGAAAGAGCUUGGAGUGAAUUUCCUUAUCGCCACCCGAGACAAAGCAUACAGUUAUUGAGUCGAAGAUCCGAAUUCGGCCGUACUUUCCAAGGUUAGAUUUCAUACUCGCUGCAUACUUAAUUUACUAGCAUUAUUGAUUAUCCGUACUUCAACGAGUCGCAUGCGACUUGUGCCGUGCCCGGUAUGCCCUUCCGCGAGACCUGAAUGUUUGAAGAGCUAGUGGGGCUGGGGAUCCUUUUAGCUAUCGAAGGACAUAUCGGUACCGCUCUGGAAAGCUUGUUGGACCCCCACGGACUCCCGAGCGAGAAGCUUGCUGGACAGCGACGGACUUUUAGGCGAGAAGCUUUCCUGACACCAGAUUCGCUACGUCGCACCUGGUGGGUCCAAGGGAACGGAUGAGGAUAGUGAGGCAUACUUGGGGGUCAAUGCGUUCUGUUGGAUCUUAUAAGACUUUUCUGUUUUUGGGUUGUUCACCGAAUGCUAGAGUGGAUUGCAUGACGAGGAUACGAG